CCGUUGAAGGUUGAUGUGGUUACUACGAAGAGAGUUGUACGUUCAGGCGAAGAAGUUUCUUUGAACUGUAGUAUGUCAACUGCACCAAAAUCUGUGAUAUGGGUGAAAGAUCAAAGGAGGAUUGUACCUGAUCAUAGAAUUCGCCGUGUCAGCCCAACGCAUUUAAAGAUCUUAGUAUUUCAACGAGAGGACAGUGGUUUAUAUCAGUGCUAUGUUUAUAAUGAUUGGGAGUCAUCUCAAGCUCACGUUCAACUUGAUUUAAAAGAGGAAAUGCCAACGUUUAUUCGAGUUUUUCCGGACCAAAUUCACAUGCCUGGACAAAUGAUAUCAUUGCAUUGUUCCGCCAGUGGAUCCCCCAUUCCUCAGAUAUUAUGGUUCCUUGACGGUGAACAGUUAUCAGAAUCCCGGCGAGUAAAAACUGGUGAUUAUGUGCACAUGGAUGGCUCAGUUAUCAGUUACGUAAAUAUUACAGACUUGGCCGUCUCAGAUGGAGGACUAUAUGGAUGUGAAGCGCAGAAUGAUGUCGGUCUCCUCAGCCAUUCUGCUAGAAUAGAUGUUUUUGGUUCACCGUAUAUUAGACCAAUGGGAAAUUUAACCGUAGUGGCAGGCACUACAGUAUCAAUCCGAUGCCCUGUAUCGGGAUAUCCUAUUGACAGAACCUACAUUGAGAAAAGUGGAAGUAAACUACCAUAUGGUGAUCGUCAAACAGUAGACCAAAGAGGGGUCGUUCGUAUUCAUAACGUUCGAAAGGAAGAUGAGGGCAUUUAUCGAUGCAUAGCUACUAAUGGAAGAGGAGAGAAAGCUGAACGGCCGUUAGUACUGAAAGUUGUCACCGCCCCACUCAUCAGUCCAUUCAGCUUUUCUGAAAGUCUUGAAGAAGGGAUGAGAAGUUCUAUCAUCUGUUCCGUAAUAGCUGGCGAUCCGCCCAUCUCCCUCACGUGGUACAGAAACAGCCGUCUUCUAAAGGAAACAUCUCCAGAUAUACAGAUCGUGCCUAUUACGGAUUUCGUUUCCUCCCUCAUCAUUAAUCAUGUGUCACGACACCAUAGCGGCAACUACACGUGUUUUGCCUCCAACAGUGCUGCUGCCACAAAUUACACUGCAACCAUGAUCGUAAAAGCGCCACCAGUUUGGGUGAUUAAGCCAAGCGAUCAAUCAGCCUUAGAAGGGAUGUCUGUCACCUUUGAUUGCCAGGCUGAAGGCCAACCAAGACCAGUUGUACGAUGGAAAUUCGGAAAAGAGGAUGGUUCUCUUCAAAGUAUUUUAAGCAGUUCCCACAUCCACGUAUUGGAAAAUGGUUCUCUGACUAUAACUGUUGCUCAAAAAGGGGAUGCUGGUUACUACAUGUGUGAAACAAGCAACGAUGUUGGUGAACCAUUGAGAUAUUCCGUUCGUUUAGCUGUACAUUCUGCUCCUCAAAUCCAAACAUCAACACAGGUGGUGCAUGUAAGAAAAUCUGAAGAAGCACGAUUUUCUUGUUCAGCCUCCGGAGAUCCCCCAUUGAAUAUUGUUUGGAGUCGCGAGGGAUUUCCAUUAAGUUUAUAUCCAGAAAACAGAUACAUCACUCGAGAAAGCGAUGGUAGAGGUGCCAAAAUUUCAGAAGUAAUCAUAAAAUCCAGCCAACGAAAGGAUUCGGACGUAUUUACGUGCUCUGCAUCAAAUCCUUUCGGGGAAGAUAAAACAACUGUAAGAUUAGUUGUACAAGAGCCACCAGAUCCACCACAAGAUCUCAAACCAUUAGAAGUAACCAGUAAUUCCAUUAGUUUAUCAUGGACACCAGGACACCCAGGGAAUAAUCCAAUCACAUCUUAUAUCAUCACGUAUCGACCAGACAUAGAUAAAUGGCCUGAUGAAAGAUCAAAGAGAGUUGUAGUGUCAAGUGCGGACACGAGUGCAACAAUAGCUAGUCUGAGACCUGUCACGACUUAUCACAUUUAUGUUAAUGCUAGAAACGGCAUUGGACAAAGCCUACCAAGUUCUGAACUCUCAGUAACAACAAACGCAGAAGCUCCUAGAACACCACCAAGGCAUGUUAAAGCUAUUCCUCUGGACUCUUCAUCUAUUCGAAUAUCAUGGCAGCAGCAGCCUUCUUUCAUGGAGCAAGUCAGUUACGUCGAUGGCUACUACGUUGGUUUCCGAGAACUACCAGGAGGUGGUCCGUACGUUUACAAAACUGUUAACAACAAGCAUGGUCAGUCAGAUGCCAACUACACACUUGUUGGUCUCAAAAGAGGUACUCAGUACAGCAUAGUCGUACAAGCUUUUAACAGCCAAGGAGCUGGACCACCAUCAGACGAAGUCAUCGUUCAAACUUCAACAAUAGACCCACCAGACGCUCCUAUUGUAAGAUUCACAGACACUACAGCUACCUCAGUGAAUUUAAAUUGGGAAGCAAAAUCCACUAAUGAAAGACCAAUUUCUGGUUUUAUUCUAACAUAUAAAGGGAGUUCGGGUCAGUGGCAUGAAACUAGACUUCCAGCUUCUAGACAAAGUUUUGUGUUAGAAAAUUUGCAAUGUGGCACAUCAUAUCAAAUUGUAUUAACAGCUUAUAACAGUGUUGGCCACGGGGAACCAAGUGAAAUGCAACAAGUUGUGACAAAUGGUAGAGCUCCAGUGGCUCCUGAAAAGAACGAUUUCCUCCGUAGCAACACGACAUCAGUGCAACUCAAUUUGAAAAACUGGAUGGAUGAUGGCUGUCCAAUAUCUCAUCUCGUUAUCCAAUACAAACCACAGGGGCAGAAGGAAUGGAUACUUGUCUCAAAUCACAUCUUAACAGAUCAAGAGAUGCUGAUGAUAGCUGAUCUCAGUCCAGGAACAUGGCAUGAUUUACUGGUCACUGCUCAUAGUGAUGCUGGGACAACUGAUGCAGAAUAUAGAUUUGCCACAUUAACACUUACUGGAGCAACUGUGCCUCCACUAAGUGUCACCCGCCAUCAUCACUUCUUUGAAGAUCCCACUAUAUUGGUUCCUAUUGUGUGUGCGGUUGUGGUUCUCAUUGUGAUCAUCAGCGUAACGGCCUUUGUGGUCGUCUGGAAGAGAAGAGAUCCUGCAGGGGAAGCACCCUCCGACAUUUAUUCACGGGGAUCCGGAGGUAGAGCUGACGAUAUUUCCAUGAGCUCCUACGGUAAGGCAAAGGGUAAUUCCGUCUAUGACUCCCAAAGAGAACCACUGUAUUAUCCUCUGCCUUACGCCACCACACACAUUCCGAACCACCACGUUCCAGAACAGAUAACAGAAUCUCCAGAACAGAGUCUUCAAAGAAGUCGCGGUGGAGGUCGCAUGUCAGAGCAUACUUACGACAUACCACAACGAGUCCAGCUUCAUCACAACGUGCCUCUUCAUCAAUAUUCCCAGCUCUGGGCUAAUUCCAGAGGUUUUGCCGAGAAAUCUUCAUUGAUGGUACCGAGAGGGGAAAUCGAAGAUUUCGAUGUAGCAAUAGCAAUGGCAGAAAAGUAUGCAGCUUUCAGAUUAAGCCAAACACGGGCCUACGAGGCCAUCUUGAUGGAAUCGUCGGGUUGGAGUCUGGUAGUUACUCAGUUGUCACCAAAUACGGGGAUACCCAGAUGGUUGAGUACUAAUGAUUCAGAAAAUAUGACAGAAUUUCACGAAGGAAUAUGUGAUAAUAUGGUGGAAUAUGAUGAUGGCUCAUUAGAUGAAGAACUAUCAGAAACAGAAUGUGACAGAGAUUGCAAUAGCUUAAGAAGACAGCGCAAAUAUAUUGCAAGAAGUUAUAGCAGAGUAGGAGCAGUCAUCGCCUGCUGAAACUGCGAUAAAAACAUUUAUCCUGAAAAUUUGAAAAUGUUGCAUUGAAGCUUACAGAUUAAGUACCAUUGUCAUUGCUACAUUGUAAUAAACUGAGUGCAAUUUUUUAAGAAAAUAGUAAUUUUUCAUAUAGUAACCAAUUAUUGUUUUUGUGCAAGACAAUUUUGUACAAAAAUUAUUUGGUCUGAAUGAUCCAUAGAGUUGAUUAAUGAUAUUUUACAAACAUUAAUGAUGCCUAUUGCUGCGUACACAUCGAAAACAUAGUAAAAUCAUUAACGUAGCAAUUUCAUUUGGUCAAAAAUAUAUAAAAUAACUAACCAUUUGAAAAAAAAGAGCCUUAAUAGUUCUGUUAUUCUUUUAAAUGUUCCUAAACCCUAUUUAUUUGGAGUAUUAAAUGCGCUGAAAUAAAUUCAGAUUCUCGCAUUCCUUACAAGUAUGUAAAAUUAUUUUAUUUAUCCUUACCAUGAGCAAUUAUUUUAUUUAUCCUUGCUUUUAGCAAUUAUUUUAUUUAUCCUUGCUAUAUGCCUUUUACGAUCUGAUGCAUAAUUACUUAACAUGAAAAACAACUGCGAAAAAAGUUGUAAUGUUACUUUUUACCAUAAUUUGAACUCGAAUUGUGUCAGUGUACAUUUACAAAAAUGAUGUCUGAUCUUAAAUAUUAAUUCUUUGUCUUCACAAAAUAUAUCGUUAACUUGUAGACAAAUCUCGCAUUGCUUUAACAAAUUAAAGUAAAACUUUGAAUUAAAGUCCUUUUAAUGCAAAUUUCUUAGCCUCGAAAAUCUUAAUUUAAUUAUGUAGAUUAUUUGAAUUAAAAAAGAGUAGUUUAAAGACAACACACGAAAUGCUCAAUUUAAAAAGCUACAUUUGGUUCAUGAAAAUGAUGUUGUGAUUCAAUUUUAAAAUUGCACUCACUUUGAACAACAUUGCUUAAUAUCGUCCAAAUCGAUUGAAGUAUAUGUCAAGUCUUUCAGUAUCGGAGGUAUUAUUCCUCAUAUCUUCCAGACUUUGUUGAGAAUUUAUUAUCUCUUGAAGAGCUUUUAUCAAUUUUUGAAAAAAAUUCUUUUAUAUCGUGUUAAAAACACAUGAUAUAUGUACAGACCAAAAUGUUAUGUAUAAUUAAAUAUGCAUUGUAAAUAUAAUCAUGUUGAAUUCUAUAAAAUGUUCUUUAAAAAUAUAUGUAUCAAAAUAUCGUUCUGCAUAUUUAAAUAAAUUCAUUUCGAACAAUUA
Molecule: messenger RNA, 4989 nt
Organism: Parasteatoda tepidariorum (common house spider)
Lineage: Eukaryota; Metazoa; Arthropoda; Arachnida; Araneae; Theridiidae
Product: cell adhesion molecule Dscam1
Biological process (GO): homophilic cell-cell adhesion; synapse assembly
Cellular component (GO): synapse
Molecular function (GO): protein binding
Source: RefSeq, a predicted model, not a curated record